Limulus polyphemus (Atlantic horseshoe crab) is the source of this 3859-nucleotide messenger RNA. RefSeq names its product lysosomal protective protein-like. Gene Ontology annotation, biological process: proteolysis. Lineage: Eukaryota; Metazoa; Arthropoda; Merostomata; Xiphosura; Limulidae. The record is from RefSeq and is a predicted model, not a curated record. Bases 372 to 1742 code for a protein of 456 amino acids. The transcript has 12 exons. Gene Ontology annotation, molecular function: serine-type carboxypeptidase activity.
AAUAUAUUUUUACGUCUAGCCGUCUCGGUUUUUACUGUGUUUUAUCUCUACGAUUAUCACAGACCGAGCAGUUGCAUGUACGCAUGCUCUUUGUCGUGUUUGUCUGUUUCUUAGAAUAUAGACAAAAGUAAGGUUAAAACUUGAUACAGAAAGAAUAAACUUAAAGUAGAAUCAAAAUAUAUGUUUAUACUGACAUUAGCACGUAGUGUAUUUGACAUAUUAUUAAUAUUACACACUCUUUACCUUCACUCGGAAGCUCUUGUUAAUUGCUCACUCAGCUAGUACAAGUGUGCAAGCACAACCUUGAGGAACCAAGCGGCCCCUAGUUGUUCAUAUGGCAUGAAAAACAAAACCUAGCUAUUUGAAUAAAAAUGAAGGAACACCUUGUUUUAUUAGUCCUUGGAUUGAGUUUGAUUCAAAAUGUGUAUAAUUCUAAUCCCGACGAGAUUCACCGACUGCCAGGGCUCAUCAAACCACCAAACUUCAAGCAGUAUUCAGGAUAUUUAAAUGCUACAGGAGAGAAAAUGCUUCAUUACUGGUUUGUUGAAAGCCAGAAGUCUCCUACAGAUGACCCAGUGGUGCUCUGGAUGAAUGGUGGUCCAGGCUGUAGUUCUUUGGAUGGACUCCUUAAUGAAUUAGGACCCUUCCAUGUAAAGGAGGAUGGGAAGACUUUGUAUGAUAAUCCUUACAGUUGGAAUAAGGUUGCAAAUGUAAUUUUUCUAGAAGCUCCAGCAGGGGUUGGAUUCUCUUUUUCAAAAGAUGGUCAGUACAGCACUGACGACGACCAAGCUGCCAAAGAUAAUUAUGUAGCUCUACAGCAUUUCUUCAUGAAGUUUCCACAUUUGAAGAAAAAUGAUUUUUAUGUUGCAGGAGAGAGUUAUGGUGGUAUUUAUGUUCCUACUUUAUCUGUAAAAAUUCUAAGUGGACCAGCCAAAAUCAAUUUAAAGGGUUUUGCUGUUGGAAAUGGCUUUCUUAGUAGGAGGUACCUAGGAAAUUCUUUGGUAUUUUUUGCUUAUUACCAUGGUCUGGUUGGCAAAGAAUUGUGGAACAUCCUUAUUGACAACUGUUGUCAUGGAAAUGUGUCAGAGGAAAGCUGCAACUUUGUUGAUAGCAAAAACUUGAAAUGCACUAAAGGAGUAGAGGAAAUAACAAAAUUAGUGUGGAGUUCAGGAUUGAACAUCUAUAAUCUGUAUGAAGACUGUAUUUCCAGUAGCGAUGUGAAGUAUUCUCGAUCGUCUGUUGAUCAAAAUACAAUUUUGAAGCUUCUGAGAAGAAAGCCAAGCUAUUCAACUAAAAGCCCGCCCUGUGUAGAUUCGACAAAUAUAGAAAAAUGGUUGAACCAGCCAGAAGUCCGAAGUGCCUUGCACAUCCCAAGUUUUGUACAGAAAUGGACAAUUUGUAGUAAUGCUGUGGAAGCUGGCUAUAAAAAUAUUUAUGAUACAAUGAAACCCCAGGUGCUUCAGCUGAUAAAAUCGGGUCAGGUGAAAGGAUUGGUGUAUAAUGGUGAUGUAGACAUGGCAUGCAACUUUCUUGGGGAUGAGUGGUUUGUGGAUAACCUACAUUUGAAGAUAAAAGGAGAAUUUAGAAACUGGAAAUUUGGAGAUCAGAUUGCUGGAUUUGUAAAAGAAUUUGAUAAUUUGACAUUUGUCACAAUUAAGGGCUCUGGUCAUAUGGUGCCACAGGAUAAACCAGGACCAGCUUUCAAGAUGAUUACUAAUUUUCUAUUUAAUAAACCAUUUUAAUAGAUUUUUAAUGGAGUAUUUCAGAAGCUGUGAAUUGUCACAAGUAGCGCAAUCUUAAUUUUUUUUUCUAUAGCUAUUGCUCUUUUUCCAACAUGUAAUCAGUGAUUGAAUAAGUUAGUAAAUACACUUAACUUUUACUUAAUAUUGCUUUUACAUGCAUUUCAUAGAUCUAGUUUAUUUGUGAAUAUGGAGUUCCUAAUAAUUGUGUGAAGAAAAAAUAUAGGCAUUUUUUAAUUUGUAUAUUUUCUUUAAUAUUUGUAUUGGAAAACAUUGAGUUGGUAAUAAAUGUAUGAAUCAUGUGACCAAAAAAAAACAACAAUUUCUCACAAGUAGCUUUAUAUAUAUAUAUAUUUUUUAUUAUUAUUAUUAUCUAUAAAUAUGUCCCACAUUGAUAUUAAAAUGGUUUAGAUUGUGUUCAAGAAACUGUUCUUUCAACAUUUUUCUUCUACUAGCAUUUAAAGGAUGAUAUAGAAAGAUGUAACAUUCUCAAAUGUACCUUGUUUUGUUGUUGUCCUUACAAAUUUAAUGCGACUUAAAAUAAAAUUUGUGAUUAGUUUUGAUGUCCAAAUAAGUUUCAGAUUAAUCCUGGGCUUUGUGGCAAGACAAACUGAUUUCCAAGUUGUUGUUUUUUUUUUUAAUGGACCUAAGAAAUCAUAUUCAUAACUGUGCAUAUUGUGUGUAGUUGAAAAUAGUUAAAAAACAACAACAAGUGCAAUAUAAAUGACCUAGAGUUCAGUGAUACAUUUGUGUAGAGAGUAUAAUCCAUACAUUUUGAAUUUAGUGCAUACAAGUUUCAUUGAAUCUAGCACCAGAAAUUAAAAUUUGUAAAACACACGAGUGAAACCAACAUUUCUUUCACCACUACAUGUUUCUAAAAUGCAAAGACUACCUAUUUCUAUCUCUAACUAUAAACUGAAAUAAAUAGAAUAAAAUAACUAGAAAUUAAAAUGCUGUUGACGAAGAAAGGAAUACGAAAGGUUGAAAAUGAGACUGAAUUGUAAUUUUCACUCUUUCUAAAUGAAAUGAAGACACUUGGAAUAAGUGGCAGACAUGGGAGGUUCAAGGAUAAUAAACAUUAUGCUCUAUAUAAACAUGUUCGUUAUGUGUGUAUGCAUAUAAAUAUAAUGUGCUUGUAAUUAGUAUUCAAAACUCUCAAUGCUGAUGUAAUUUCAUAAGCAACUUAACAAUACUAUUUUUUUACUGUGCUGAAUAUCCCACCCUAGCCACUUGACUGGUUAUGAAUAUAUGUAAUCAAACUUUUUUCCAAUAAAAUACUUCAUUUUACUGUUAAAAGUUGCACUGUGACCACAAAAUCAUGAUGUUAUGGAGCACAGUUUUUUAAUCAUUUGUUGCAACCAUCUAUUUUACACCUGGACCUGUUAUACUCAUUAUAAACUUUUCUGGAGUUGUACUGUGAAAAUAAAUCUGUGCAAAUUUAAAUUUGUCUCGUGUUCGUGUGAAAUAAGCUAAGCCUUAUUUUAUUAUUAUCCUUAUUAUGAGUUUCCUCAUAGAUUAGCCAUGUUCAUGAGGUGUCGCUGCAUCUAAUUUUAGGGUUAUAACAACCACAGAUGGUAUUUAUAUGGCUAAAAAUGCUGUACUUUAAAGUGCUGCUUCUUGUUUAAGCAUUGAUUAAGAAGAAAUAUGACAUACUAUCAAAUGAAACGGUUAUUUAAAUUCUGGAGAAUGCGUUACUGAGAGUUAGUAGGAAAACUAUUCAGUAACUUUUAUUUGUUAAUAUUUAUACAUAUGUUUGAAACACUAUUUUGAAUAGGAAGAUUUUUUUAGGCUCCUUUAUAUCCUUAUUGUAAAAGAUAUCUUGGAAGUUUGGAAUCAUAGCUAUUAGUGUUUUUACACUAUCUGUAAUUGUAAAGUAUAUUGUAAAAAAAUAUCAUCAGCUACCCUACUAUUAACCCUUAACUGUUUAAUUCUAAUUCCUCCCAUUUUGCUUUAGUAACACAACCUGUGGUUUAGUCAUAUUUUACUGCAGGUUUUUGUUUUUAUUUAUUUCAUUGCUCUUUAUUAGUCCUUUACAGAUUUUGUUAGUUAAGCCUAUCAAUGAACAUUGCUUGUAGAACAUGGACAUUAUAGAAGAAGAAAUAAACAAUUCAUUACGAAUA